AUGACACCGCCGCUCCGCUCACGCAAACUCGUACAGAAGCUCAUCCAUGCCCUUGGGAGACCGUCCCCGACCCUGGCGAAUUCAACUGUCCCCGAUAGCCCACCUACAUGGCACCAGCCCACACACGUAGAUGUAGAGCCUGACUCCCCCAGUCUCCUCGCCUCGUUCUCUCGGCAAUCCUCUCUUCUGCGACAACAAUCCGAUGACGCCGCCGACUCUGUUCACGACGCCUACGACGCUCCUCAUGCAGAUAUCUCCAGUCUUCCUCCGGAGAUUCUCGCCCGUAUAUUCAAGGACGUACGGGAUGCAGCGUUCCCCGCCCCAUCCGAGACCGUGAAAUAUGAUCCGCAGCUAUGCCUCAAGUGGAUGAACGUCGCCCACGUAUCCCCCAGAUGGUCGAUGAUCGCUGUCAACGACCCUUUUCUCUGGACCAAUGUGCCGCUGGACUCGCACCCCGAGAUUAUACGUCUACACUUCGAGCGUUCCGAGGGCCUCCAACUGCGAAUCUAUGUCUCUUCCGAAGCCAGGGAUCUGCCGGAACGCGUAUUGCUCUUGCGCGAACAAGCCUCGCGCGUCAUGGCUGUCACCCAGAUCGGGCGUAAUGGGAGCCCUCUCCGUGAUACGAUGGCGGUGGCAUGUCUUCUCGUCGAAGAGGGUGGCAUCUCCAUGCCAGAGCUUCAAGAGCUCAGCGUCUACUCCGAUACCUCCAACUAUGACUUUGGCCCCUUGUUACGACAUGCCGCCGCCCUGCGUAGCCUGGCGGUUGUCGUGUACUGGCCCCAUGUUCUGGGGCGGAUCAGAGCUCCUCAGCUUCGCCACUUGGCUCUUGACGGAUGGCACAAAGACCCCGCGGCGAAGGCUUAUCAAGAUCUACUCCGAUGUAUUCAGGCGAGCCCGCUCCUCGAAGAUAUCAGCGUCCGCGGAAUCACGUUUGUGGGCCCGUUGCGCUGGGAAUACCCUGCCGCCGAGUCUCAGCCUAUAGAGCUCAGACACCUGCGCCGCCUCCACCUCGCUGGGAAUCACGAAUGGAUCUUAUUCAUAUUGCGACCUCUAGUGUUCGACCCGCUCAAGACCAUCGUCGAGUUGGACGUUACAGAGCACCUAAAUAUCGGAGGUCGCUAUGUUUAUGACCACUCUCGUUUGGCCCUUCCUUCUGGUCUCGGAUCCCGCGCCGAGAACUCCCAUCGUUGGCUCUAUAUCAGUCGAUCAUGCUUGCAAACGGGCUUUGAUACCGACAGGGCGACACCCAGCGUAAUCAUACGAACACCACAAACCGUGAGCCCUUUACAGGGCCCAGACGCGCACCUCGGAAGCGAUCCCCGUGAACUCGAAAACGACUGUCUUCGUGGCAUCCAUACCGCCAGGCAGGCGACCGUGCUAUACACGUCCAUGGCCCUCCAGCUGGCAGGAGUACGCACACUUUCAUUCGAAUGUCAUCAUGGACGUAUCUGGACAGAGGCCGUGCGCAGGUUCUACGGGUGGUGUACUGAGGUCGAAGUCUUGGAAGUGACCAUUGACGACUGGACAGCAGGGCUAUGCGAUACGCUCUUCAUACGACUCGAUGGACAUGUCUUUCUGCCUGCUCUCCAGCGUGUAAGGGUGUUCGACACCAACGACAGGCCGACCUUUGGUGCGGCUACUCAGUCCCGCCUUGUACGGGAGUUCCAAGGUGAUCGCGAGAAGCCUGUGUCUGUCGAUCUGGUAUGGCGCAGGGGCGUGAAGAAGCCUGAAGAGUGGUCGGAGGGUGCUGUCUCGUUGGUCCUUGAUCAAUUUGAGGACGAAUUGAAGGAAUCUGAACACAAGUAG
This is a messenger RNA of Peniophora sp. CBMAI 1063, 1806 nucleotides long. Lineage: Eukaryota; Fungi; Basidiomycota; Agaricomycetes; Russulales; Peniophoraceae. The record is from the annotation of a GenBank genome assembly.